Messenger RNA from Geodia barretti, 459 nucleotides. Lineage: Eukaryota; Metazoa; Porifera; Demospongiae; Tetractinellida; Geodiidae. The record is from the annotation of a GenBank genome assembly.
AUGAGUCGCGAUUUGUCAUUAGGGGCAUUCCGGAACACUUCGCUGAGCCUGUUCACCGACCUGUAUGAGUUGACGAUGGCGCAGGCGUAUUGGCAGGCGGGCGUUACGGCACAGGCGUGCUUCAGUCUGUUCGUGCGGCGAUUGCCGACGGAUCGCGGAUAUCUGUUAUUCUCAGGGCUCGAAGACAUGCUGGACGCCUUGAGUGGCAUGAGGUUCAGCGACGAUGAUAUCGUUUUCCUGCGUUCACUGGGACUGUUCGAUGAGGACUUUCUGGAUUAUCUGCGUUGUCUGCGCUUUGGUGGAUGUGUUCGCGCCCUGCGGGAGGCGAGCAUCUUCUUCGCAAACGAACCGGUGCUUGAGGUAACAGCCCCGGUUAUCGAGGCCCAGAUUGUCGAGACACUCCUGUUGAAUCAGUUCAAUGUGCAGACGAUGCUGGCAACCAAGGCUGCGCGGUGGUGA